This is a messenger RNA of Verticillium dahliae VdLs.17, 1539 nucleotides long. RefSeq lists its product as uncharacterized. The coding region runs from base 783 to 1127 and encodes 114 amino acids. The record is from RefSeq and is a predicted model, not a curated record. NCBI's taxonomy places the organism in Eukaryota, Fungi, Ascomycota, Sordariomycetes, Glomerellales, Plectosphaerellaceae. The transcript has 4 exons.
GCGGCCUGCAGCUUGACACCUUUCUCAUUCCACUUUUCGUUUUCGUCUCCAUAUUGCCCGUUUCUUAGCCCUCAGCCUGCUCGCCUCACAGGGGCGUUGGUCAUGACGUUUGGUUUUGCGGCUCAGGAGCCUAUAUGAAGCCGCAGCAAGCCCCAUGCGAUUCGCUCUCAGGGGAUGGAAUCGAAUGCCUUUCCAUUGCCAAGAACAUCUACUCCCAAGAAGACCACCGACGCCGAUUUCGAAUCUGUUCAGACUUCGUUACUAUCGUAAGAGCUUCACCUCUCCUAUCUCCGACCUAGCCUAUUACAGACUCCUUACUUGUCUCGAGCUCCUGAGCCCUAGCUGGGAACAUACUGCGCAACCUACCUUGCCGACCCCUGCCCACCAAGCAACCGGUCUAUUUGAUCAAACGAUAUCACACAGCGACUUCAUCACUGCCGUCAACAGCCUGACACUCUAUCCAGCUGGCUAACACCAGUUUUGUUGCUUUGAGGACGUUUAUCCAACUCUUUGCGCUCAAUCUUUUCAACCUCCGCUACUGGCCGCCAGGCUGCAUCUGCCCGGCACCUCCGACCAAGACGGCUGUCAAAGAGUUCGGUGGGGAUACUGUCUUACUCGCGCAGCUAGCUACAGCCAUGUCUCCGUUAACACGCAAGGCUAAGGCUAAGGCCAAGGCCACCACUCUACCAGAGGCGCGCUCCUAGGACAGCAUCAGCAACGCUUCGCCUCGGGGUGCCACUUCUCCCGACUCCUUCAUCGACCUCAACCCCGAGAAUCAGUCCAUGGCUCCCCAUGAUGCAUUACGCAGAGAGCAGAGUACAUCACAUCAACAGCUUCUGCCGCAACCCCCUUCCGCCCUGCUGAAUAGACGCGACCGCCGUCUCAAGACAUCCUAUACCGAACAAAAACAACCUUCGGUAUCCAAAGCAGUCGCCCCGAGGGUUGCGGACAAACUUCGUACUUCGGUCUCUUCAAUCGACUCCUCCCUCUCCGCGACCGACAAUCCACCAUCCAACUCCGACAAGAAAACGCGACGCUGCCCGCAAAUGCCGCGUUCGCAAGCAGCGCGGCAUCGAAGAUCUGCAGACACAGGAGGCCGCCAUCGAUGCCGUGAACCAGUGCCUUAAGGAUCAGUACACUGAGCUGCGCGGCGAAACGACUGGCGAUAUCAGCCCGGCCACGCUUUGGCUCUCGGGGAAUUGGCAUGCUCUAACACUUGAUGGAACUCUUGAAGAAGCCUUUGAACGGACAUCGAGGGAUAGCGCUGAGGAGCUCAAGGAUACGUUGGAGAAGCUCAAGCGGCAGCUUCGCGAUGCUUCUGUAAUGCUCCGCUUGGUUGUCGGCAGUCCAUUAAUCCGCCGCGACAGCUACGUGCGCAUCUUUCAGACCGUUAUUGACCUCAUCUCUGCCGAACGGGUUUUUCUGCAGAUGGAAUCCGUUGAUUUUCAGGAACAUGUCUGCCGCCAGAAGCGCGGCCCUUUUGUUGCCAUCCUGAUAAGCAUGAUUCAGGAUAAUUCUUGCUGCAAGGAUUCCCGCUAG